GGCGCGCGAGCGGCUAAGGAGCCGCGCCGCAAACAGGCUCUCACACGCGCGUACACACACACAUACACGCGCGCGCGCGUACACAGCGGGGCUCCCGGAGGCGGCGGUGGCCGCAUCCCCGGCAGCGACUCGCCUGGAAGUGACAGGAGCCUGCUGGCUAGUUUCUCUGUGUGUGCUGUCAACCAUCUCCAGAGGAUUCUCGACAAAGCAGCCUGGGGACUGUGCACAGGGUUUGAUCAGGUAGAUAUCCCUUGUUGCUGUUCCCAGCUGCCUGGUCUUGAAUACCAUCAUGGCCAAACCUUACGAAUUUAACUGGCAGAAGGAAGUGCCCUCUUUCUUGCAAGAAGGAGCAGUUUUUGACAGAUAUGAAGAGGAAUCUUUUGUGUUUGAGCCCAACUGCCUCUUCAAAGUGGAUGAAUUUGGCUUCUUCCUGACCUGGAAGAGUGAAGGCAAGGAAGGACAAGUGCUAGAAUGUUCCCUCAUCAACAGUAUUCGGCUGGCAGCCAUACCAAAGGAUCCCAAAAUCCUGGCUGCUCUUGAAGCUGUUGGAAAAUCUGAAAAUGAUCUGGAAGGGCGGAUAUUGUGUGUCUGCAGCGGCACAGAUCUGGUGAAUAUUGGCUUCACUUACAUGGUGGCUGAAAACCCAGAAGUAACUAAGCAAUGGGUAGAAGGCCUGAGAUCAAUCAUUCAUAACUUCAGAGCAAACAACGUCAGCCCGAUGACAUGCCUCAAGAAACACUGGAUGAAACUGGCCUUUCUGACCAACACAACUGGUAAAAUCCCAGUGAGGAGUAUUACUAGAACCUUUGCAUCAGGGAAAACAGAGAAGGUGAUCUUUCAAGCCCUCAAGGAAUUAGGUCUUCCCAGCGGAAAGAAUGAUGAAAUUGAGCCUGCUGCAUUUACCUAUGAAAAGUUCUAUGAACUGACACAAAAGAUUUGUCCUCGGACAGAUAUAGAAGAUCUUUUUAAAAAAAUCAAUGGAGACAAAACUGAUUAUUUAACGGUAGACCAAUUAGUGAGCUUUCUAAACGAACAUCAACGAGAUCCUCGGCUGAAUGAAAUUUUAUUCCCAUUUUAUGAUGCUAAAAGAGCAAUGCAGAUCAUUGAGAUGUAUGAGCCUGAUGAAGAGUUGAAGAAAAAAGGCCUCAUAUCCAGUGAUGGAUUCUGCAGGUAUCUGAUGUCAGAUGAAAAUGCCCCAGUCUUCCUAGAUCGCUUAGAACUUUACCAGGAGAUGGACCACCCCUUGGCUCAUUACUUCAUCAGUUCCUCUCACAACACCUAUCUCACCGGCCGGCAGUUUGGUGGGAAGUCUUCAGUGGAAAUGUACAGACAAGUUCUCCUGGCUGGUUGCAGGUGUGUUGAACUUGACUGCUGGGAUGGAAAAGGUGAAGACCAGGAACCGAUAAUAACUCAUGGAAAAGCAAUGUGUACAGACAUACUUUUUAAGGAUGUAAUUCAAGCCAUCAAGGAAACGGCGUUUGUCACAUCAGAAUAUCCUGUAAUUCUCUCCUUUGAAAACCAUUGCAGCAAAUAUCAACAGUACAAGAUGUCCAAGUAUUGUGAAGAUCUAUUUGGGGAUCUCCUGUUGAAACAAGCACUUGAGUCGCAUCCACUUGAACCAGGAAGGCCGUUGCCGUCUCCUAAUGACCUCAAAAGAAAAAUACUCAUCAAAAACAAAAGGCUGAAGCCUGAAGUUGAAAAAAAACAGCUUGAAGCAUUGAAAAGCAUGAUGGAAGCUGGAGAGUCAGCUGCCCCGGCUAGCAUCUUAGAAGAUGACAAUGAAGAGGAAAUAGAAAGUGCUGAUCAAGAGGAAGAAGCCCACCCUGAAUACAAAUUUGGAAAUGAACUUUCUGCCGAUGACUACAGUCACAAGGAAGCGGUUGCAAACAGUGUCAAGAAGGGCCUGGUCACCGUAGAGGAUGAGCAGGCAUGGAUGGCAUCUUAUAAAUACGUAGGUGCUACCACGAAUAUCCAUCCAUAUUUGUCCACGAUGAUCAACUAUGCACAGCCUGUGAAGUUUCAAGGUUUCCAUGUGGCUGAAGAGCGCAAUAUUCACUAUAACAUGUCUUCUUUUAACGAGUCCGUUGGCCUUGGCUACUUGAAGACACACGCAAUUGAGUUUGUAAAUUACAAUAAGCGGCAAAUGAGCCGCAUUUACCCCAAGGGGGGCAGAGUUGACUCCAGUAAUUACAUGCCUCAAAUUUUCUGGAACGCUGGUUGCCAGAUGGUUUCACUGAACUAUCAAACCCCAGAUUUAGCGAUGCAAUUGAAUCAAGGAAAAUUUGAGUAUAAUGGAUCCUGCGGGUACCUUCUCAAGCCAGAUUUCAUGAGGCGGCCUGAUCGGACAUUUGAUCCCUUCUCUGAAACCCCUGUGGACGGGGUUAUUGCAGCCACAUGCUCAGUGCAGGUUAUAUCGGGGCAGUUCCUGUCAGAUAAGAAGAUCGGCACAUACGUGGAAGUCGAUAUGUACGGGCUGCCCACUGACACCAUACGGAAGGAGUUCCGAACCCGCAUGGUUAUGAACAAUGGACUCAACCCAGUUUACAAUGAAGAAUCAUUCGUGUUUCGGAAGGUGAUCCUGCCUGACCUAGCUGUCCUAAGAAUCGCAGUCUACGAUGACAACAACAAGCUGAUUGGCCAGAGGAUCCUUCCUUUGGAUGGCCUCCAAGCAGGCUACCGACACAUCUCCCUGAGGAAUGAGGGAAACAAACCAUUAUCACUGCCAACAAUUUUCUGCAAUAUUGUUCUUAAAACAUAUGUGCCUGAUGGAUUUGGAGAUAUUGUGGAUGCUUUAUCCGAUCCAAAGAAAUUUCUUUCAAUCACAGAAAAGAGAGCAGACCAAAUGAGAGCAAUGGGCAUUGAAACUAGUGACAUAGCAGAUGUGCCCAGUGACACUUCCAAAAAUGACAAGAAAGGCAAGGCCAACCCAGCCAAAGCGAAUGUGACCCCCCAGAGCAGCUCUGAGCUCAGACCAACCACCACAGCCGCCCUGGGCUCUGGCCAGGAAGCCAAGAAAGGUAUUGAACUUAUCCCUCAAGUGAGGAUAGAAGAUUUAAAGCAAAUGAAGGCUUACUUGAAGCAUUUAAAGAAACAACAGAAGGAGUUAAACUCUUUAAAGAAGAAACACGCAAAGGAGCACAGUACCAUGCAGAAGUUACACUGCACACAAGUUGACAAAAUCGUGGCCCAGUAUGACAAGGAGAAGUCGACUCACGAGAAAAUCCUAGAGAAGGCGAUGAAGAAGAAAGGGGGAAGUAAUUGUCUUGAAAUAAAAAAAGAAACAGAAAUUAAAAUUCAGACCCUGACAACGGAUCACAAAUCUAAGGUCAAGGAGAUUGUGGCCCAGCACACGAAGGAGUGGUCAGAAAUGAUCAACACUCACAGUGCCGAGGAGCAGGAAAUCCGGGAUCUGCACCUGAGCCAGCAGUGCGAGCUGCUGAGAAAGCUGCUCAUCAGUGCUCACGAGCAGCAGACCCAGCAGCUGAAACUCUCCCAUGACAGGGAAAGCAAGGAGAUGCGAGCCCAUCAGGCUAAGAUUUCUAUGGAAAAUAGCAAAGCCAUCAGUCAAGAUAAAUCUAUCAAGAAUAAGGCAGAACGGGAGAGGCGAGUCAGGGAGUUGAACAGCAGCAACACUAAAAAGUUUCUAGAAGAAAGGAAGAGACUGGCGAUGAAGCAGUCGAAAGAAAUGGAUCAGUUGAAAAAAGUCCAACUGGAACAUCUAGAGUUCCUGGAGAAACAGAAUGAGCAGCUUUUGAAAUCCUGUCAUGCAGUGUCCCAAACACAAGGCGAAGGAGAUGCAGCAGAUGGUGAAAUUGGAAGCCGAGAUGGACCGCAGACCAGCAACAGUAGUAUGAAACUCCAGAAUGCAAACUGAAGCUGAAGUCCAUGGAGUGAACACCAGAAGAUCAUGCCUAGCUUCUGAACACAGACUUCACCGACAAAAGCUGUUUUCUUUUGUGUUUCCUUUACGUAUAGAUACGGUGUUACCUGAAACCACACGGACUGAGGAUGACCAAACAAAAUGUUCUUCUAUUUAACAAUUUGAGUAUUGAAUUUCUUUGGCCAACCAAAAGUAGCUAU
This is a messenger RNA of Arvicanthis niloticus (Nile rat), 4080 nucleotides long. The record is from RefSeq and is a predicted model, not a curated record. Lineage: Eukaryota; Metazoa; Chordata; Mammalia; Rodentia; Muridae.